Molecule: messenger RNA, 1595 nt
Organism: Durio zibethinus
Lineage: Eukaryota; Viridiplantae; Streptophyta; Magnoliopsida; Malvales; Malvaceae
Product: chloride conductance regulatory protein ICln-like
Biological process (GO): spliceosomal snRNP assembly; cell volume homeostasis; chloride transport
Cellular component (GO): pICln-Sm protein complex; methylosome; cytosol
Source: RefSeq, a predicted model, not a curated record
UUGGACUACAACACAAGCCCGUAGUCACCCCAUCGUUUUAACUUUUUAAGUUCUAACACCAACGCGGCAAACCCCUUCCCGUUACUUCCACCCCGUAAAUAGAAAACCCUAGAAAAACCCAGACCAGAGACAAUGGUUAUAGGGCUUAGGCAGUUCAUGGCAAGAGUCGGAACCGGUGCUGGAGAGCCAGUUCUCGAUACAGAUAACGGCGAGGAGCUUGUUCACGUUCAACCUUCCGUUUCCAUUGCACUCGGGAAUCGUUCCCCGGAUACCCCUGGCACUCUCUACAUCACCACCAAGCAAGUGGUUUGGCUGAGUGACCUGGACAGAGCAAAGGGCUACGCCGUCGGUUUCUUGUCUCUUUCACUGCACGCCGUUUCAAGGGACCCGGAGGCCUACCCUUCUCCCUGUAUUUACACUCAGAUUGAAACUGAAGCUGAUGAAGAUGACUCUGAGGAUUCAGAUUCAGAAUGUAAUGAUGUUUUAGAUUUAUCCAAGGUUACAGAGAUGAGGCUUAUUCCUUCAGAUGCUAGCCAAUUGGAUACUCUGUUUCAGAUAUUCUGUGAGUGCGCUGAGCUGAAUCCGGAGCCUAUUGAAGAAGGAGAAGAAGGAGGACAUAAUUGGGUUUUUAGUACUGAUCAGUUGGAAGAUGAAACUGGAGGUGAUGAUGCAGAAUGUCAUUUCCAUCAGAAUCCGACAAACUUAAUUGGUCAUUCAAAUGGUGAUCAUGAUCUAGCCCGGACAGUUCUUGAGUUAUCCCAUUUCUGCAAAAACUUGCAGCUCCAAAUCCAUGAUCAACGCUUUGAGGAUGCAGAAGAGAUGGAACGAGUUAGUGAUAGCAGUCAUCAUCAGCAUCAAUAAAAUUCCGUGUGAUUGUUGCCUUUCAAACCAUAUGCAGGAAAUUCAAAGUAUUGCAAGAGUGAACUGAAUGCAUGUGUUGCUUUUAGCUUAUUUAUACUCAAAAACUUUGUUGUACAUGCUUAAUGAAUCCAAGAUGGCAAUGUUUUCUUUUUUAAAUAAACUUGCAUUUUUAAGUUGUCUUCUUCCUGCGCUUCAUUUUGUCAUUCAUGUAUCAGACGGUGCCUGUAGAAAAUGCCAGAUAAUGAUCAAAUAUGGAAAUUGUCUCAUCCUGUGAGGUGAGGUCUAAACAGAGGAACACUUGAGUCACCGGCACAAACCUUUUGACUUGAGUUCUGCAAAUGUUUAACUGCAGCAGAUUGUGAUAUAUGAAUUGAUCCAUCAAUAUAUUUGGCGUACUGGAUUUUGGUAAUAUGCUGUAGUCCAGAGGGUAGUGCACCACGUAUCUUCAUUGCCAACUUAAAUGGAUAGAUGGUAGCUGCCGUAAGAUUCUGACUUCAAUUCUUUCUACUUUUCCCCUUCAAUAAAUUGCGGACGGUGGUCAAUCGGUCAGCUCAGCUCAGCUCAGAUGUUGUGUUUUUGUUGGUGUCAAUCAAAUGAGCAAUGGCGCCAACAGUUCUACUUAAUUCCACACCUCGGGUCGAAUCAUUGACGAUGAAAAAAAAAGGGCUUCCACUUCUCAUUUCUUCCAUCCCGGGAGGCAAUUCUGAUUGGUUAAUAAUAAAUAUAUCUUAAUG